Vitis vinifera (wine grape) is the source of this 532-nucleotide messenger RNA. RefSeq names its product snakin-2. The record is from RefSeq and is a predicted model, not a curated record. The transcript is spliced from 4 exons. Bases 59 to 394 code for a protein of 111 amino acids. NCBI's taxonomy places the organism in Eukaryota, Viridiplantae, Streptophyta, Magnoliopsida, Vitales, Vitaceae.
AGCGCACUGGCCGCACCACCCUCAUCACCGUCAUACUCCAGGUUCGCUUCCAUAAGCCAUGGCUACGCUUCGUCUUCUUCUUGUGUUCGUGGCUCUCCUGGUCUUCCUCGCCCAGAUUUCAUCUGACUUCAACAUCGAAGGAGAGGAGAUGCCAUUUGUCAGCCAGGUGGUCGUGAGAGGUGGAAACAGAAGGCUGAUGCAAGACAUAGAUUGCGGAGGGUUGUGCAAGGACAGGUGCAGCCUACACUCAAGGCCCAACGUGUGCGUAAGGGCUUGCGGGACGUGCUGUGUGAGGUGCAAAUGCGUGCCACCAGGCACCUCCGGCAACAGAGAACUCUGCGGCAAAUGCUACACUGACAUGACCACCCAUGGCAACAAGACCAAGUGCCCUUAAACCCCCCUUUCCCCCCUCCCCCUGUCUCUUCCAACUGGGUCGCCUUUCUUCUUUUGUCUUCCUUCAACUCUGUCUUAAUGCUUUCUCCUGUGUUUUCUCCAGUGUUUUUCAUGGUAUAUAUGUUUGAGCUUCAGUGUA